Glossina fuscipes is the source of this 3885-nucleotide messenger RNA. Its product is annotated as cytosol aminopeptidase-like. The transcript has 4 exons. Gene Ontology annotation, biological process: proteolysis. Gene Ontology annotation, cellular component: cytoplasm. Lineage: Eukaryota; Metazoa; Arthropoda; Insecta; Diptera; Glossinidae. Bases 149 to 1804 code for a protein of 551 amino acids. The record is from RefSeq and is a predicted model, not a curated record. Gene Ontology annotation, molecular function: metalloaminopeptidase activity; manganese ion binding.
GAGUUAGUUAUAAAAAUUAGAUAAAUUAUUUUCUACAAAUCCGUUUCGAAAAAUAGGAAAAAAAUCGCGAUAAUCUAUUUUAUAGAUAAUCAUAUAUAAUACAUUGUACAUAUUGAGAAAAAGCUGCUUCGAACAGCAUCAGCCCAUUAUGUCUCAAAUGUUACGUUCAUUGAACAUGCUCGGAUGCAGCACAAGAGUUUUUGAGCAUACGCGUAAUUAUGCAUCACAGCAUCUUAAUCAGAUACUGCAAUUGCAGCAUACAGAAAUUUGUGCUGAUCCGCCUUCUCGCGCCUUAGUAUUAGGCGUGUACGCGGAUGAAACUGAUAAAGGCGACUCAGGAAUUUUGACGCAGGCGGCUUGGCGUUAUAAUCAGUCGCGGACGAAUGGUCGCAUGUUAGAAGUGUUGCGUAUGUCCGGGCCAAUGCCCAAACGAGGCGAGGCUAGACUACUAUUCGCCAUGGAGCCAGAAAAAGUUCCUUACUAUUCGGCAGUAGCUGUAGUGGGCUUAGGUAGAGAAUGUUUGGGUUAUAAUCCGUAUGAGAUAAUUGACGAACAAAAGGAAGCCAUUCGACGAUCGGUAGCUCAGGCGUGCAUGCAAUUAUCACGUUUAGAGACAGAUAGAAUUGAUGUAGAGAAUUGCGGGCACGCCGAAUCGGCCGCGGAGGGUGCAGCUUUGGGCGUUUGGGCUUAUCAAGAGUUGCGAUCUCCGAAAGAUCGUAUCACCGUGCCCGCAAUUGAUUUGUACACAACCAAGGAUGAGAUAUGCGAUCUUGAAGGAUGGCGCAUUGGACUUCAGAAAGCUUCUGCACAAAAUCUAACACGUCAAUUACAGGAAAUGCCUUCGAAUAUUUUGACACCUACAGCUUUUGCUCAAAAUGUCGUUGAGGUCUUAUGUAAAUCGGGUGUAAAUGUAGAGGUCAAAGUUGAGGGCUGGGCCGAGAGCCAAGUAAUGAAUGCCUUUUUGUCGGUGGGCAAAGCUUCAUGUGAGCCACCAAUUUUCUUGGAGCUCAGCUACUAUGGCACGUCGUCCGAGCAGAGACCGAUCGUAUUGGUAGGUCAGGGCAUAACCUACGAUUGCGGUGGGCUAUGCUUGAAACCUUACGAGAAAUUAAAACUAAUGCGUGGCGACAUGACUGGAGCAGCCGUGGUUGUUGCAGCUUGCAGAGCUAUAGCAGCUUUACGUUUACCGGUCAACAUUAGAGGCCUUAUACCACUUUGCGAAAAUGUGAUGGGCUGCAAUUCAUUUCGAUCGGGGGAUAUUGUAAAAUGCAUGAAUGGCAAACACAUUAAAAUUCAACGGACCGAUUAUGAAGACGUCUUAAUACUAGCGGACGCUCUUUUAUAUGCUCAGAAUUUCUGCCCAAAAUGCAUUGUCGAUAUCGGUACUGCGUCAUGGUGUUUGAAUCACACAUUGGGAGAGGCCGCUUGCGCCAUUUUUACUAACUCUGAAAUUCUAUGGCAGCAAAUUAAACACGCUAGUAUGCAUACGGGCGAUCGAGUUUGGCGAAUGCCUUUGUGGGACUAUUACAGAACGAAUAUGACUAGUGGCAUGUCGACCGAUGUCCAGAAUUAUGGUGUGGGUAGGGGUGGAAAACCGUGCAAAAGUGCCGCGUUUUUGAGAGAAUUUGUACCCUGUGGUCAAUGGAUGCAUAUCGAUGCGACCAAUGUGAUGACAACUAGGGGUAAUACCUUUGAGUAUUUACGGGCGGGAAUGGCCGGUCGUCCGACACGCACGUUAAUUGAAUUCAUCGCCCAAACCAUAUGCAAAGACACUGCCCCCAAAUCCCCGAAAAAGGAGAACUAGCCAAUGCUUGAGGUAUCACCGCAAGAAGGCUAUAAUCUCUUAUCCUCUCUCGUACUUCAAUUUUCAUUUCAUUUUCUUUUCUUAUUAAGUGACUUGAAAAGUUUUGGCCUAGGUGGAAGCGAAUUUUCGAAUUUGUAAAUUUAAUGUUUUUUUUCAUAAAAAUCCAAUUGUGGCGUGUGCGAGCAUGCAGUAUCUGUUUUUUUUUUUACAAAAAAAUCUAUAUUUUUGAUGUAAUUUUCAAAUAAAGUCGGCUCAAAUUUAAUCAAAAGAAAAUAAAUAUCUUCAUUCAUUUGCAAAUCAGGCAAGGUGGCGAAGGGCCCUUUUGAGAUGACCACAAGCGGAUAAGGUGAAGAUACUAACAGGCUACAUACGAACGUUGGCUAAUCGAUUUUCCAUAUUACGAGCGUACUUUCUGCGCUAACAAGGGAUUAAAACUAGUAUGGACGAACUUUCGGUAGGGGAUAGAAAUGGGAUGGAAAUAAAUUAAAGCGCUAUGCUCUCCUGAUAGUCCACAGCACUUCGACUCAUUCAAUCAUUUACUCAACUUUUUCAUAAAAUAUCGAAAUACGUGUAUCAGCAUUAUUCAGGUUUCAGCCAAAAAAAAAGAGUUUAUUUUUUUUGAUUGAAUAUCUGAAAUUCCUUGUUCAUCAUCAGUUUAAGUAUUGCAGAUAUUGUAAAUAAUAUUAUCAUCUAAUGAAGCUUGUUAUUUUGAGAAUAAAAAAAGUUAUUACGAAGGUAUGCGAAGACAUCGCUCUAUGUUCGCGACUGCCGAGUUGUUGCAAAUAAGAUAAAUGGAGGCUUUGAAUGCUUGUAAGCGUAAUAGUAACAGUGUAACAGUAAUGAAAUAUAACCGACCACUGUGUCACUACAAGGCAAUCAAAGUUGAGCUUAUUCUAAGUUAUGAGUUGCAUCAGUUGAAGAUGUCGCGCCUUCAAAUGUGCAUAAAAAAAAGGGGUUAAUCAAAUUAUCUUUGAAUUGUGUGUCAUUUCACUUUUCUCUUGUUGAUUAACCUGGAAGCUGUCCGAAUCUUUUCGUCUUUUUAACGAUUACAUUUGGUAUUUGGAACGCGCGAAGUUGUUUUGGGAUUUAAAAACCUUCUCCGAAGUUGUUGUCACUUUAUCCUAGCAUUCACACAGACAAUAGCGAUGGUUAAGGAGAAAAAUAGUGUGCGAUAAGCUGCAGAUUGUCUUUAUUUUUCUUUACAUAAGCAAGGCACUUGCCUUUCAGGGACGAAGUAAAUAUGGGAGAUCUCCUCGUUAUCAAGCUCAGAAGCGCAUUGUCUUGACAUUUUGGAUAAACUGAGCGUGAACAGUGAAGGAAGGAUAAAAUUGGAAAUAUUCCGCCAAGGGAGUAGAAACUCUCCAUAACAAAGCAUUAUAAAGACAAUAAAAAUUAAUUAAAGUUUUUUAAAAUCGAAGCAAUGAACCUAAGAGAAUCCCUUUAGAUAGACUGAAAGCAGAUUUAAUGGAAUACAAGUAAAAUCCAUCAACGUGAAAGAAACUUCCUUUUAUCUCUAAUACAAUAUAUCGGAGCAAAAAUAAAUCGAAGCCUUCUUAAUUGAAUUCUUUUCUUUUCUUUUUUUUGAUUUUUAAUUAGUUGCAAAAGUAUAUACAUUGCGAGCCAUAUACUUCAAGUGGUAAAAUGUAUGAAAUAUUUUAGUUAUAUAGUCGUAUAUGUAAACAAAGAUUUCCAACAUUUGUGAAAAUUUGAAAGUUAAUAAUAACUACAAGUGAGCGGAAGUUAUAACAAAACAAGGAAACGGAAAAUUUGUUGAAAUAUUUUAUAAAAAUCUAAAUAAAUAACUCUUCGAAAAUAAAAAUCCAUGAAACGAAAACAUAACAAAAACAUAAAAUAUUAAAAAUUUUCCUCCCAAAAGGCCCGAGAAGGAAAACAAUAGAAGGAAAUGAAAUAAUAUUCAACACCGAAAUCUUCAUCAACAAUAUAUUCUGCCGCACACUUUGGCUAUGAUUAUCGGCUUCUAGAAUACGUUUAAGCUUGGGAUAAAUACGUAAAUAAAACAUUUUAAUUAAGCAACGUGGUUACAAGUUGCUAGUUCACCAGAAAGUCUAGCUAAACGAGAG